CGCCUGCACCGAAGCGAGCAGUUUAUUCCUGGGAAACUCCUGGCUGGCUGGUCGGUCGCUCGGUUCUCUGGAAUCUAAGAGCCUCACCUGGGACAGCAAAGUGUCAGGCCAGCAGCGGACUCCUGUUGAUCGAGAACGGGGAGGCAAGCCGGAGCGGCGUUUUUCCAGGGCGGGCUGCCCUCUGUGGCAUGUGACAACCCCUUCCCUGCCACGGGACACGGCGGUGGUCUAGAAGCAUUGCGGUGAGUGCCAUGCCGGUGGAGACCCUCCAAGCCACCCACGCCAUGAAAGGCGUCCCGGCCGCUGCCCCCUUCACCUCGGCCAUGCCGUUCCGAAUCCUGAACAAGGGUCCUGAGUACUUCCGGCGGCCGGCGGCCAGCGCUGCCGCCAAGAAGCCCAGCGCGGUGGAGAGGCUGGAAGCGGACAAGGCCAAGUAUGUCAAGAGCCAGCAAGUGGCCAGCACGAGACAGGAGCCGGUGAGGGCUCUGUUCCUCAAGCAGCCCCUCUUCACCCCAGGGGUGCGGCGGGUGAUGCUCACCCCCAGCCGGAAGACCCCGCAAGGAGGACGCCGGGCGGAGGCGCGCGGCGCCGCCAAGACCUCCCUGAACCUGGAGAUCCUCAACAACUUGAUCAACAUCUGCGACAGCCCGUUGUCAUUCCCCAAGCCGGAGAAGAGCCCCGCAGAGCACAAGUGGGGGGCAGGAGGCCAGGGUUGGAGCCCCGGGAGCCUCCCGGAUACCCCAAGGAAGAAGGGCCACCCGGCGGAAGGCAUGAGCAAGCUGUCCCAAAGCUCGGCCUCCUCCAAGCCGCCCAGCACGGUCGCCGUGCGCAGGGUGGACGUCCGGCCGUGCGGGGCCUUGAGGGCGAGGGUAGUCCCCAGUAUCCAGCUGACGCCGAUCCCCUCCUCCCCUGCGCAGGCCAAAAUCCUGUCCACCGGGCCCCUGAGCUCCCCCAGCCCCCGCGGCGAGCUGCGGACAGACAGCGCCAGGCGCCAGACCUUGCUGCACCGCUCCAAAUCGGACCUGAGCGACCGGUACUCCCGGGCGACGGCGGACCUUGAGCGCUUCUUCAACUACUGUGGCCUGGACCCGGAGGACAUGGGGGACGUGGAGGUGGAGCGCUUCACCCGGGCCAGUUCGGACAUUGUGUCCGUCAAGUUCCACAGCGUCAGCACGGCCAGCUCGGAGGGCACCCGCUCUCGCCGCAGCGCCGUCACCUUGGAGGAGAGGCAGGCUGAGCGCAUUCCUUAUGGCAUCUCCAUCAUUGAGCGCAACGCCCGGGUCAUCAAGUGGCUGUAUGGACUACGGCAAGCCAGAGAGUCCCAAAAGGUAUCCAACGUAUAGCGGUACUUUGGCGGGCUCCAACAGGAAGCGAGGAAAACAAACAAACUUUCCCCACCCCACUGUGUGUGUUUCAGUGUGUGUUUUUGAUAUUUACUGUUGGAGGGAAAACGUUGGCAACUGUUGCAUGGGUUUUGUGCGUGUUCCUUUUGAGAAAUGUCUGGUCUGCCUUGGGGUAGCGGGGUGGUUCUGAUGAGGUGUCCCAUAAUUUAAAUCCCUGCAGAAAAUCCACCUGGGGAAGAGAAGUAUCUGGGCUCCUUCUGAAUCUCCAAAAGGAAGAGAGUUCAUUAGAAUGUCUUUUCCAGGAGUGAGAAGCCCAGAGCAAGCAGGUUGCUAGAUUCUUGCCAAGUCCUGUAGGGGUUCCAUAAGGAUGGAGCCCCCUGAAUAUGUGGUCAUUGUUACAACAGGAGGAAGCAACCCAUUGGAGGAGGGAUCUGCAAACUUCCAGGUGUUGCUGGACUCCAACUCCUAUCCGCACUGACCAUUGCCCACGUUUGGUGGUGGUGAUGCUCUGAAAAUGUGGGGGUCCAUUACUACCAAGUGCAGUCAAUUCUUAAGCCAGACAUUGCUGUUUUAAUUCCCAAGGUCUUGGUCGCACCCGUUUGUGUGCUAAGCCUUGGGAAUCUGUGCAGCACAGAGCAGACAGGGAUAAGCUUUUGCAGAAGCAACAAUGGGAUUGUUAACAAUGGAAAUCUUAACGGCUGAGAGGGCUGUUGAAAAAAGCCCCACCGGGUCUAUUGUGAGAGAGGCGGAAGAAUGCAAGCUGUUUCUGCAGGCGCCCAGGAAAUACCUGCUUGGGCCUGCAAGCCCAGGAAAUAGCCAAGCACCCAUUGACCUGUGGUGGCAUUCUGCCCUGGAAGUUCCCCCUCCCCAAAGACCCAGACUGGGCAAUCCAGUAGAGUCUCGUCCCAAGGUGCCCAAAACAAAGGGGAGUGAAUGAUGGGGUGCUGAUAGCAUCCUUGAGGAUGUAGCAACUGCUUUUGCAACCCUUUGGUAAUGUGGAGGUGUCUUCUGGGUUCAGGGGUCUGUGUUGUUAGCCAGGAAGGUGUGUGGACCUCUCCCCCCAGGCUUUAGGGAAAACCCCUCGUUUCCAACAGCUUGUGCUUGGGGGCACGUGGCGCCGAGUCUUCCAUCAAACAACCGCCGCCCGUGAUGCAACCAUCCACGUCCAUCUCCUAUUGUUUCUGAUGCUUGCCAAGCAAGAGCUCUCUGCCGGGGUGGAUGACAUGGAAUAAACUGGCUGUCAUCAGCCACCAGGUUUCCCAAAAACCCUAAGCCUAAUUUUCGCCAUCCUAAACCUUUGCAGAGGUGACUUGGGUCAUACACGUCUUCUUAAAACCCCUUUUAAAGAAAGAUAAUUGAGAAAUGCGUUUGGUGAUUAAACCAGACCGUGGACCCCUCUGAAUUGUUUGCAGAAAACAAAGGCUGCCUUUCUGUCCAGGCUCUCCUGGGAGAAAAUUUUCUCUCCCAGUCACCAACUGAGCAAUAAAGGGACAUUGAAGGGGCAUGGACUGAAUCUCCUCAUGUUUUGGGGACACUCGCUGUCCUGCCUGUUCCUUGAAGGAUGCAGCUGGCUAACGCACAGCUCUUUUGACUCUGUUCCAAUACUGCGAAACUGUUCGCAGGUGUGCUUCCACCUGUCUGGUGUUUGUGCAUUUAUUCUCCUCCGAAGGCUUGAGCUCAAAGCAGAUAAUAGCUCUCCUCUGCUUCCACCAUGUUUCCAUAACUGGAUGUUGUUUUAUGUGUGAUUAUCUCACCUCUUCUCCAAUAUGAAUGGGGGGCUGCGAACUCCCCUUUGGAGGGGUGAGCCGAAGAACGCACUGGGAAAGUGUUGGGACCCACAGUUUCUGGUAGGGUUGUAUUUGCCCCCGCCCCCCAAUUGUCUCGAGUCUUGCUCGGCCAUAGGAUUUCCUGUUAGGAAGGGGAGUCAAUUUUGGUGCUCAUCACUUUGGCUAGAGUGGGUCUCCUGUCUAAUAAAGAAUAGCUGCCCCGUCCCGUACUGGUGACACGCAGGGAGCAGGGAAAAGCUGGAGGGUGAAGACAUCCAGACUGAAAAAUGAAAAAAAGCAAUUCUUUUUCUCCAGGACCUGAUGCAGAAGAUAGCCAUCAGUAGUGGGUUUAUACCAGGCAAACCUGCCGCUCUCCUGAUGUUUCCAGGACUACAACCCCCAUCAUUCUUCCCCAGUAGCCAUGCUGGCUGGAGCUGAUGGGAUUUGUAGUCCAGCAAUACCUUGAUAGCCACAGGUCCUUUGUCUCUGGUGGAUACAGAUCUGUAACAGUCCGGCAGGAACAGAAUUUGGCCAGGAUGUUUAGCAAUGCAGCCACCCACCUCUAGUCACCUUCCCCAACUUUGGCUACAUUUUUAGUGUGUGUGUGUGUGUGUGUGUGUGUGUUUGCGUAUGAGUGCAACUCCUUCUCUUUGUAUUUCGAAACUCUGAGCCUGUUUGCAAUGAAGUUGCCCAAACUUGUUAUUUAUAUAAUGUUUCUUUGUAUUUGUUCUUUCCAAGUUUGUAUAUUAUUUUGUGCCCACGGUUGUCAAGUUUAGCUAGGAAGGGAAAGGCGGGGGAGAAAAACAAAAACCCUGUCAACUUAUUUGCAUUAAAGUCUUGUUCUUUAAAGAA
Podarcis muralis (Common wall lizard) is the source of this 3961-nucleotide messenger RNA. It is a transcript of the gene FAM110A, whose product is annotated as family with sequence similarity 110 member A. The record is from RefSeq and is a predicted model, not a curated record. Lineage: Eukaryota; Metazoa; Chordata; Lepidosauria; Squamata; Lacertidae.